Caenorhabditis elegans is the source of this 592-nucleotide messenger RNA. RefSeq names its product Thialysine N-epsilon-acetyltransferase. Lineage: Eukaryota; Metazoa; Nematoda; Chromadorea; Rhabditida; Rhabditidae. The record is from RefSeq and is marked reviewed. Bases 44 to 526 code for a protein of 160 amino acids. The transcript has 4 exons. Gene Ontology annotation, molecular function: acyltransferase activity, transferring groups other than amino-acyl groups; N-acetyltransferase activity.
UUCAUAACUUUUGAAAAUUGUUCUUCACUUUUAUCGUUAAAGUAUGAAAAACUUCGAAAUUGUCACCGUUACCCCGGAUCAUGCCGAACAACUCAUUUCAAUGAUUCAUGAGCUCGCGGAGUUUGAAAAAAUGAAGAGCAGCGUGGUGAAUACUGCCGAGAAAUUGAGAAAAGAUAUUGAAAACAAGGCAGUGCAUGGAUUCAUUGCAUUUAUCGGAGAGGAGCCAGCUGGAAUGAACCUUUUUUACUAUGCAUAUUCAACAUGGGUUGGGCAGUAUCUUCACAUGGAAGAUCUCUACAUUCGACCUCAGUUCCGACGAAUGGGACUAGCAAGAACUCUGUGGAAGAAGCUGGCUGAGUUGGCUCGAGACAAAGGAAUUGUUCGUCUCGAAUGGGCAGUUCUCGAUUGGAACAAAAAUGCGAUUGCUCUGUACGACACUGUUGAUUAUGUAAAUUUGACAAAGAGCGAAGGAUGGUUCACUUUUCGAAUGGACGGUGCGGCGAUAAAUAAAUUUGCUGAUGAAUAGAUAUGUUACUUUUAUUGGUAUAGAACUUUUGAAAUGUUCUGCAAUUUAAAUAAAGUUAUUUAUUAU